Cucurbita maxima (winter squash) is the source of this 5944-nucleotide messenger RNA. RefSeq names its product DDT domain-containing protein PTM-like. The record is from RefSeq and is a predicted model, not a curated record. The transcript has 9 exons. NCBI's taxonomy places the organism in Eukaryota, Viridiplantae, Streptophyta, Magnoliopsida, Cucurbitales, Cucurbitaceae. The coding region runs from base 388 to 5436 and encodes 1682 amino acids.
GCGGGUUAGAUGUGUAAUUUACACCUUCUGGGUGAUCUCCUUACCUCCCUUUCUCUCUCUCUCUAUCUCUCUCCUCUUGAGAGGUCUCAGAGCCAUUAUCAAUGGCGGUUUUGAAACCCUAGCAACUUUGCUCUCCGUGCUUUAUCGCUUGGUCACAAGGCAUCACUUUAGCUAAUGUCGUGUAUCUUUUUCUCUCGAAUCUGCACAAGGAAUUUAUUGUUCCUUCAUUGAUUUUGAUUUUGUUCAAUGUUUUGCAGGACUUCUUCGUCCCUAGGUUUGAAUGCCUCUCCAAGGCAAUAUUUCAGUUAGACAGUUUUGAAACCCUAGAUAUUGCUCUGAACAGUGUCUGGAUUUAGGUUUCGGGUUUUCUUUUGUGUCGAUACUUCAAUGGAACCUCCGGUAGUUAGAUCGAGGGGUAGACCAAGGAAAAGGAGGAACAAUGAACUUGAGGAUGGUACGGAUGAAGCGAAAUCGGCUCUGGAAUCGUGCAAGCGGACCCUCGUGUCGCGCCCCGUGGCUUUACUGGGACGAUAUCUGCUGAAAGAGUUCAAGGGCAGUGGAAAGUAUCUUGGAAAAGUUGUGUAUUACGAGGAAGGACUAUACAGAGUAGUUUACGAGGAUGGCGAUAAUGAGGAUUUAGAGAGUAGGGAAAUUCGGGGGUUGUUAAUUGACGAUCCUUAUCUUGACGAUGGUUUGAAUAAGAGAAAGAAGCGUUUGGAUGAGUUAGCAGUUAGGUUUAGUGCGAAGAAUACAAAUGUGACGGGAAAGAACACGACAGACAUCACUGAAAAAGUGGAUCCGGUUGAAGCAUCUGUAACCAGUAAGUUAAGCAGUGAGCAUAUAAUUGAAAAUGACGAUGGAGAAGUAGAAGUUGAUGUUGAUUCUUCCAGUGAUUCAUCUGAAUCUGUUCUGGACCGGGAUUUUGAAUUUGAAGAUGAAAGUCUACUUAUCCCUCCUCCACAGCUUCCACCAUCUUCUGGAACCAUUGGGAUCCAAGAGCAGCACGUUUCACAUCUUUUAUCUGUGUAUGGUUUUCUGCGAUCAUUUAGUUUCCGCCUAUAUCUGUUUCCAUUUAGUUUGGAUGACUUUGUGGGAUCACUUAAUUGUGGUGUACCGAACACAUUAUUGGACUCUAUUCAUGUUGCUUUGAUGUGUGCCUUACGCGGGCAUCUUGAAAUUCUUUCUUCAGAUGGCCUAGAAAUUGCAACAAAAUGCUUGAGGCACUUCAACUGGAGCUUGCUAGAUUCACUUACUUGGCCGGUUUAUUUGGUCCAGUAUUUAACUGUUAUGGGAUGUGCAAAGGGGCUGGAAUGGAAUGGAUUUUACAAACAUGCUUUAAGUAAUGAGUAUUACUCCAUUCCUGCUGGUCGAAAGCUUAUGGUUCUACAAAUUCUUUGUGAUGAAGUAUUAAAAUCUGGAGAGCUUAGAGCAGAAAUUGACGUGCGUGAAAUAUCUGAAGUUGGAUUGGAGUAUGAUGCUGGAGCAACGUGUCUGUCUGAAAAUGGACCUAGAAGGGUGCAUCCCAGAUACCCCAAAACUUCAGCUUGCAAGGAUGGGGAAGCUAUAGUAGAGGAUCAUGGGAUGAAGUCUUAUACAGACCAGAAUUUUUUGGGUACAAAAUGUGGUACUAACGGUGACCUGGAUGCCUCUGUUGUUGAUGCAAAUAGAAACAGCGAUGAGUGUCGACUCUGUGGGAUGGACGGGAGUUUGCUUUGUUGUGAUGGGUGCCCAUCAGCUUACCAUUUGAGAUGCAUAGGCAUGAUGAAGAUACUUAUACCCCAAGGACCAUGGUAUUGUCCCGAAUGCAGUAUACAUAAGACAGAGCCAGCUAUAACAAAGGGAUCAUUACUCAGAGGAGCAGAAAUUUUUGGCAUUGAUCCACAUGAGCACAUUUUCUUGGGUAGUUGCAACCACUUGGUGGUGCUCAAGACUUCGAUCAGCUCUGAACCAUGUGUCAAAUAUUAUAAUCAAAAUGAUAUUCUGAAUGUACUUCAUGUUCUUUGUUCAUCCUCUCAAUAUAUUGCUAUAUAUUAUGGCAUCUGUAAGGCCAUUAUGCAAUACUGGAACAUCCCAGAAAAUCUCCUAGUUCUUCCUGAAACUAGUGGAAUGGAUAUACUUCCUGUAAAUUUGAGGAAAGACACCAACUUCUAUGCUCAAUCACUUCCAGUUGGUGAGGAAGAACAUAAGGAGAAGCAUGAUGUGGUUAAGGAUAGAAAAGACUUAGCUACUUGCAAAAUUGAAGAUGACAAUAAGGUGGUUUCAUACUUGGGUACCUUGCAUGGGGAAACUUCACGGGACCCGCCUGCUCAUCAAGUUAAUGGUUUUGUUGUCGACUCUCUUGCUUCUAAUUGUUCAAUUAGCAGGCUAGAGAAUCCAACUGACUUAGCUUGCUCAGAUAUGGUUGAUAUUUCCAGUACAACAGAUCUUUCAAGGACUUCAGGGAACAAAAAUUUUAGCCAUACUGGGAAUGGCAAUGCCUCUAUUUCAUUGAAUUUGUCUCGUCAAAAUCAAAAUGGUAGUCUUUUGGGUGGAAGAAAUGUGAAGGAUGAUAUCAAGUCAACUAUUCGUUGUGCUUACAUGGGAUCCCAAUAUAAGCCUCAGGGAUAUGUAAAUCACUAUGUGCAUGGCGAAUUUGCUGCAUCAGCUGCUCAUAAACUGGAUGUUUUGUCAUCAGAAGAAACUCGGGUUUCGGGAACACAUGCAUCUGAUAAUAAGAGAAGUAGUUCCACUUCUGCAUAUGCUUUAUUACAAGCAAAGGCAUUUUCACUAUCAGCCUCACGCUUCUUCUGGCCAACAUUUGACAAGAAGCUCAUGGAGGUACCAAGGGAGAGGUGUGGUUGGUGUCUGUCAUGUAGAGCUGCUGUGUUAAGCAAGAAAGGAUGUUUGUUGAAUCAUGCUGCACUGACUGCUACCAGAGGUGCUAUGAAAAUCCUUUCAAGCCUUCGUCUUGGGAAGAACGGAGAAGGCAAUCUAUCUUGCAUAGCAGUGUACAUUCUGUAUAUGGAGGAGAGUUUAAGGGGUCUUGUUGGUGGUACAUUCUUGAAUGCGAGCUAUAGAAAACAAUGGCGUCAUCAAUUAGAAUCAGCUUUGAGUUGCAGUUUAAUAAAAUUUCUCUUGCUUGAACUUGAAGAAAACAUUCGCUCUAUUGCUCUUUCAAGUAACUGGUUUAAGCUGGUAGAUGAUUGGUUUUUAGAAACCUCAAUGAUUCAAAAUGCUCCCGGUGCUUUUGGUACAACAGUUCAGAAACGUGGACCUGGGAGGAGAAGGAAGCAGUCUGUAUCUGAAGAUCCUUCUCAUGAACGAUCUGAUGCCAAUUUUUUAUGGUUUCGAGGAGGGAUUUCGAAACUUGUAUUCCAGAGAGCAGCAUUGCCUCGAUGUAUUGUUGCUAAAGCAGCUCGCCAAGGUGGCUUAAGGAAGAUUUCUGGUAUACACUACACUGAUGGUUCUGAGAUUCCAAGAAGGAGCAGACAGCUUGUGUGGAGAGCUGCUGUUGAAGCAAGUAAGAACGUAUCACAGCUUGCCCUUCAGUUGAGGAACUUGGACUUUCAUUUGAGAUGGAGUGAUCUUGUUCGUCCAGAACAAACCCUUCAGGAUAUGAAAGGUCAAGAGACUGAAGCUUCCAUUUUUCGAAAUGCAAGAAUAAGUGAUAAGAAAGUUGUGGAAAAUAAAAUUGCAUAUGGAGUUGCCUUUGGGAGCCAGAAACAUCUUCCUUCCCGUGUUAUGAAGAAUGCCAUUGAAAUAGAACAGAAGCAAGAUGGAAGUGUUGCAUAUUGGUUUUUGGAAAAUUGCAUCCCAUUAUAUCUGGUCAAAGAGUACGAAGAAGGUUCUAUUCAAGUUAAUUUUUCAUCACCCAAGGUAUACCAAAACCUUAUGUACCAAUCUCGAAGAAGACGGUUGAAAUCCUACCAGAGAGAGAUAUUUUUCUACCUCACAUGUAGAAGAGACAACAUGGGCUUGUUAUCAUGUUCUUCGUGUCGAAUGGAAGUGCUUAUCAGGAAUGCGGUAAAGUGCAGUUCUUGCCAAGGCUAUUGUCACGUUAACUGUACUGUGAGAUUAACCAUUUCUGGUACCGAGGAUGUUGCAUGUCCAAUCACAUGCAAGCAGUGUUGCCAUCUCAAAGCUCUUAAUCGCAGUGGAAACAGUACCGAAUCACCAACCAGUCCAUUACCUUCGCAAGGUAAAGAACACCGAAGUUCGUCAACUUUACGUAAGGGUGCAAGGCCUAAAGACUCCAAUCAGCCGUCAGCUACUACUGUAAACAAGUUGGAACCUCGAUCUGAGAAAAAACAAGCAACUCCUUUAAAUAAGCUGGACAAUCAAUCUGAGAAGAAACAAGUUACUCCCACAUCUAGUGCAGCUCCAAAGAGCAAGAGGAGGAAUUGUUCCUGGGGUAUUAUAUGGAAGAAGAAGAAUUGUGAAGAUACAGGUGCUAAUUUCAGGCACAAUUAUCUUCUUUUAAAGGGCGGCCGAGAAUUACAUCAUAUGGAACCCGUAUGCCAUUUAUGUAGUAAGCCAUACAGGUCCGAUUUAAUGUACAUCUGCUGUGAGACUUGCAAAAAUUGGUACCAUGCUGAAGCUGUUGCUCUUGAGGAAUCAAAAAUAUUUGAUGUGGUGGGCUACAAGUGUUGUAGAUGUCGUAGGAUUAAAUCGCCUGAAUGUCCUUACAUGGAUCCCAAACCCGAGAAACAAGAUGGGGGGAAGAAAACACGUCCGAAGUCAUCAAAGCAAGAAAAUUCAGGGGUGGAAUGUGAUGAUUUGACCAUUUCUGAUUCUAAGAAGCUUGAGACAAGUAGUUCUUUGUUGCCCAAGGAAGAAGUAAAUCCUUUCAUUUUCUCUCUUUCAAGAGUUGAGCUAAUUGCAGAGCCCAAUUCUGGAUUAGAUGAUGACUGGAACGCAGCAGCAGGUGGACAAGCAGCACCACAGAAGCUACCCGUCAGAAGGCAGACAAAACAGGAAGAUGAUGAAGAUGGGUUUUCCGAGAAUUAUCUGCCGCAUUCUCAAUCAUCCAUCCCCAUCCAGCAUGAAACAGAUACACUCUUACAGCCAGUAGAGAAAUCUUCAUUUUCAGAAUGGGACAAUUCUGGUCUAGGUUUCGAGGAGGGGGUUGCAUUCGACUUUGACAGUUUUAAUUACGACGACAUGGAUUUUGGACCUCAGACCUACUUCUCUUUUACCGAAUUACUAGCGCCUGAUGAUGCCUCCGGAGAUGUGGACGAUUCCUUUCCAAUUGUAGAUAGUGAUAUUCCCAAUCAAGGCUUCAGUGAGCAACUAGAUCCUGCUGUUGUGAACUGUCAAAUCUGUGCAAAUUUGGAGCCUGUCCCCGAUCUCGUUUGCCAAGUAUGUGGACUACAAAUACACAGUCAUUGUUCGCCCUGGGAUGAUGCGGUGUCUACAGAGGAGAAGUGGUCUUGUGGCCGAUGCCGGGAGUGGCAGUAAAAUUGCAGUAUUGAUCAUCUUCGGAGGUUUGUGUUUUUGUGCUUCUGAUUCCGGGGUUCCAUUAGGCAAGAAGCUGCCAAUUGAACAAGCUACAACAUCAAAGAAGCAUGCUUGUAAAUCUACGUACAUACUUAGGAACCUGUUCUUGUUGAGCUGGACUGUGUUAGAUUCUCAGGUACGCAGUCUCCCAUGCCUCUGUUUCCACUCAUCAGGCUGUUCCUGGAAGUUCUGCGAUCGGAGACGACGGUUACUAGGGCUCGACAUUGAGCUUUAGAAUUCUACUAGAAAUGGCUAGUUCUCUACAUUUUUCAAAUCUCCCAAAUCUAAGUCGUCUAACCAAUUUUCAUCCCUGACUCAUUUUUUGGGAAUACCAGAAUCAGCUAUUUAUCUAGUGAGAUAAGCACGGUUUUAUGCGCUUAUCUGAUUGAAUUUGUCUGUAAAAAUUGUGACGGCCGACCACUUUCGAUUCAAGGCUUGGUAAUAUCAAAAGCUUACACUCAUAAUUGCA